GGAUGUGUGGUGGAUAGGAGGCGGAAGCUUUGUGUGCGCUUGCUCUGCCUGUGUGUGUGUGUGGAGACGUGCAGAAUGGCUCAUCGUUCUCCCCAAUGCAAGCCUGCAAACCCCUCCAACCCGCGGGUCUUCCUGGACGUGAGCGUGGGGGGCGAGUCAGUUGGACGGAUAGUUCUGGAGCUAUUUGCAGAUGUUUGUCCUAAAACAGCUGAGAACUUCCGUGCAUUGUGCACCGGAGAGAAGGGAUUUGGACCAACUACCGGAAAACCUCUCCAUUUCAAAGGAUGCCCCUUCCACAGGAUUAUAAAGAAGUUCAUGAUUCAGGGAGGAGAUUUUUCCAAUCAAAAUGGAACUGGAGGUGAAAGCAUCUAUGGCGAGAAAUUUGAAGAUGAAAACUUUAAAUACCAGCAUGAUCAAAUAGGACUGCUCAGCAUGGCCAAUGCUGGAGCAGACACCAAUGGUUCGCAGUUUUUCAUCAUUACUGUGCCUACUCCUCAUCUGGACAACAAACAUGUGGUUUUUGGUCGGACCCUGAAAGGAUUGGGAGUGAUAAAGAUGCUGGAAGACACUGAAGUGAAAGAUGAAAAGCCCGUAAAGCAAUGUAUUAUAGAAAACUGUGGAGAACUUAAAGAAGGAGAUGAUUUGGGUCUAGCUCCUGCUGAUGGAUCAGGGGAUGCAUAUCCAGAUUUCCCCGAGGAUAUUGAUGGAGAUUUAAAUGAUGUUGAUACUAUUUUUCGGAUCGCAGAAGACUUAAAGAAUCUUGGAAAUAACUUCUUUAAAUCCCAGAACUGGAUUAUGGCAGACCACAAAUACUCCAAGGCGUUAAGAUAUAUAGGUGCACUAAGAGAUGGAAUUAAUCAAGAACCAGGAGAGAAGGCAGUUAAAAAUCUGGACGGUGUUGCACUGAGCUGUCAUCUGAACAUAGCUGCGUGCAAGUUGAAACUAUGUGACUGGGAUGGUGCCAUUCAACGCUGUGAUGAGGCUCUGGCAAUUAAUCAAUCAAACACAAAGGCACUUUACAGAAGGGCUCAGGCUUGGCAAGCAAAGAAGGAUUACGAUCAGGCACUGAAUGAUCUUAAGAAGGCUCUGGAUAUAACACCCGAAGACAAAGCUGUAAACAAUGAAAUACUCAGAGUGAAGCAAAAGAAAAAGGAACUAAAAGAGAAGGAAAAAGCAACUUAUGCAAAAAUGUUUGCUUAAUAAUCGAAUUUUUGUUUACAGUCCUGAACAGCCCCGGGUUUAUUUUGGGAAUAAUUUUGAGUGCAUUGAUGUGUGAGCCUGUAGCUUGUUUGUCGGAGAAUAUCUAUUGUCGAAAAAAACAAUAGAGUUUAGAUGGUGGGUAAACAUUUGGAUUUAGCUGCACUACUUGUAAUAGAAUUGUUAAAAAUAUUAAAAUAAAUAUCGAAAACAAAGGUCUGAACUGUU
This is a messenger RNA of Leucoraja erinaceus (little skate), 1425 nucleotides long. It is a transcript of the gene ppid, whose product is annotated as peptidylprolyl isomerase D. Gene Ontology annotation, biological process: protein peptidyl-prolyl isomerization; protein folding. The record is from RefSeq and is a predicted model, not a curated record. The transcript is spliced from 10 exons. Lineage: Eukaryota; Metazoa; Chordata; Chondrichthyes; Rajiformes; Rajidae. Gene Ontology annotation, molecular function: peptidyl-prolyl cis-trans isomerase activity; protein binding. The coding region runs from base 76 to 1200 and encodes 374 amino acids.